AUGUCGGCGGCGGUGGAGGAGCAGAUGGUGGUGAAGGCGAUCCGGGAGGAGUGCCCCUGGGAGUCGCUCCCCAAGCGCCUCCAGUCCACGCUCCAGACCAAGGACGAGUGGCACCGCAGCAUUGUUGAGUAUUGUAUCCGAAAACGGUUGCAAUGGAAUACCUGCUUCGCCCGUAGAGUAUGCAGAGAAGGGGAAUACUAUGAAGAAAUGAUGCGCUACCUUUGGAGGAACCUUGCAUUAUACCCAUACCACCUUGCAGACUAUAUAUGCCGAGUAAUGAGGAUCUCGCCUUUCAGAUAUUAUUGUGACAUCCUUUUUGAAGCUAUGAAGAAUGAACAACCAUAUGAUAGUAUUCCGAACUUCACUGCUGCUGAUGCACUAAGGCUUACUGGUGUUGGGAGAAACGAGUUUAUCGAUAUUAUGAACAAAUGCAGAUCAAAGAAACUAAUGUGGAAGCUGAACAAAUCGAUCGCAAAAGAAAUGCUGCCUACACAGCCUGUUGACUUCCCAGUUGAGCCUUGGUGGGGGGUCUUUCUUGUUAACUUUACACUGGAAGAGUUCAAGAAACUUUCAGAAGAAGAGACAGCAACAAUAGACAAAAUAUGUAAAGAGGAAGCCAAUUCAUAUGUUCUUUUUGAUCCGAAGGUUAUAGAUGGACUUUAUAAAAGAGGGCUAGUGUACUUCGAUGUGCCUGUUUACCCAGAUGACCGUUUCAAAGUUUCUAGGCUUGAAAAUUUUGUUUCCAAUAAGGAUCAAUCAUAUGAAGACCCAAUUGAAGAGCUGUUGUAUGCUGUAUUUGUUGUAUCAAGUGCUAAUGCUACUGUUGCUGAACUGGCUGCAACUUUACAAGCUGACCUCUAUCAACUCCAAGCAGCUGCAUCAUUUGCUUGCCGAUUGGGCUGGGCUACAAAAGUCAUGGAUGCAGACUCUGUUCUUAAUGACGAAGGUGCACCUGCGUUUCCUAGUAGUAUUCUUAGUGAUGAUGAAGAAGGUUCAAAUACAAGUAUCAACUCUGAGAAGUCUGGUCAACAAUUGAUUAGCACGGAUUCUGAUGGACCCAGGAAAAUUUCUGGAACUGCUCAUGUGGGCUUCGUUGUUGAUGCCAAUGUUACAUCAUACUUGAUGAUGGGCUCACUAUCGCCAGGGUUAAAAUCUCAUGCUGUCACACUGUAUGAGGCUGGAAAACUGGGUUCUUCUUGCAUUGCAGAGCUAUGUAGUGAUCUGGCUAGCUUAGAGGGAAAGAAAUUUGAGGGUGUGCUAGAGGAGUUUGCAAGUCAUGCAUUCAGUCUGCGAUGCUUCUUGGAGUGUUUACAGUCUGGUGGAGUUUCCGCAAAUGAAAUUACUGAUAAUGCUGGUGAAGCAAAGACUCCAAGAAGCUCUGUUCAUGAUAUUGACAAUGCUGCUGACCAUUUGGCCAAGGUAAACAUUGAGGGUGUUGCUGACAAUAACCAUAAUGAAGUUUCCGAUCAUAACCAGUGUGUAGGUGAUUUAGAUAAUAGUGAUGGGAAUAUACUAUCACCAGCUAUGGCUAUAUCGGAACGUGCAGAAAGCAUGGUUAAAAGUGAUGACGAGAACGAUUCAACCGUGCAGCUAGACGUUUCAACUGAAUCUCGAGUUUUGAAGAACAAAAGGAAGUACAAAGUUGAUAUUCUUCGAUGUGAGAGCUUAGCCUCACUUGCCCCGGCUACAUUGGAACGGCUAUUCCUUCGGGACUAUGACAUUAUUGUGUCAAUGGUUCCUCUUCCUUCUUCGUCAGUUCUUCCAGGCCCUUCAGGCCCAAUUCAUUUUGGACCACCCUCUUAUUCCUCCAUGACACCUUGGAUGAAGCUAGUACUGUAUACAGCAGGACAUUGUGGACCUGUAUCUGCUGUGUUCAUGAAAGGGCUACGUUUUAGAUUGCUGCCUGAACCAUUAGCUGGUUGUGAGAAGGCACUGAUAUGGUCUUGGGAUGGCUCUGCAGUGGGUGGCUUAGGGGGGAAGUUUGAAGGGAACUUAGUGAAGGGCAACUUAUUGUUACACUGCUUGAAUUCGAUGCUUAAACAAUCUGCUGUGCUGGUGCAACCACUUAGCAUACAUGAUCUUAACGCGUCAGGAAACCUUGUCACUGUGGAUAUCCCUUUACCCCUAAAAAAUGAUGGUCAGUCAAUUGAAUCUGUGGUAGCUCAAACUAACUUGCCAAAGGAACAGAUCUUAGAUUUGACUUCUGUAUUGAAAGACCUAUCUAGUAAAUUUGAGCUGAGCACACUUGGCUACCUCCGUCUACUGAGACUUCACAGGAUUGACGAACCAGAUAAAUUUGACCCAGAAAAUGUCAGCUACCAGUGGGUGCCUCUGAGCUUGGAGUUUGGGAUUCCCUUAUUCAGUCCAAAGUUGUGCGAGAAGAUUUGUGAAAGGGUGAUUGCAUCCCAUAUGCUUCAGAAAGAUGAUCUCAAUGUGCAUUAUGAUGUGAUGCAAAAUGUAAGAAGGCAGCUGAGAGAACUUUGCAGUGAAUAUCAAGCAACUGGUCCGAUAGCUAAGUUAUUUAACAAGCGUGGAAGCUCAAGGGACUCGCCACGUGCCUUAAUCAAUAGUAUUAGUGGCAGAUGGAAUCUCUCUAAUGACCCUUCAACACCAACUAGUGGAGGAGCCCCAAGUGAACACGAGAGGCUAAAAUUUGCUGGAAGGCAGCGAUGCCGAACAGAAGUUGUGAGCUUUGAUGGGAGCACUGUCAGGUCAUAUGCACUUGGUCCUGAGCACAAUGGGGCUACCUUCAGACCUAACUCUGAAGAACAAUCAUCCGUACAUGACGUAAAACCAGAUCCAGAGGAAACCGAGAGCAAGGAUGUCGUCUUACCAGGAAUAAAUCUUAUAUUUGUUGGAGCCGAAUUACACCCCUUUGAUAUUGCUGCAUGCCUUCAAGCACGUCAGCCUCUUUGGCUUAUAUCUGAGGCAUCAACUGCUUCAUCGGCAUUGCUAUGA
Molecule: messenger RNA, 2958 nt
Organism: Miscanthus lutarioriparius
Lineage: Eukaryota; Viridiplantae; Streptophyta; Magnoliopsida; Poales; Poaceae
Source: the annotation of a GenBank genome assembly